Populus euphratica (Euphrates poplar) is the source of this 2316-nucleotide messenger RNA. Its product is annotated as probable receptor-like protein kinase At5g47070. The record is from RefSeq and is a predicted model, not a curated record. Gene Ontology annotation, biological process: protein phosphorylation. The transcript is spliced from 4 exons. The coding region runs from base 313 to 1665 and encodes 450 amino acids. NCBI's taxonomy places the organism in Eukaryota, Viridiplantae, Streptophyta, Magnoliopsida, Malpighiales, Salicaceae. Gene Ontology annotation, molecular function: ATP binding; protein kinase activity.
AGAGAGGACACCAAACCUCAAAAAUGGUUGGCCAUACAGAAAUAGAAGAAGAAGACAGAACAACGACGACUCAGCAACCACUGAUCUCUCUCUGUCUUCGUCCUGCGCUCUUUCUCGUGAUCCACUUCCUCACUUUUUUCUCCCAAUUUAAAUGGGUCCGUCCCCAUCUAUCUCUCCUUCCAUUCAAAAGCCUUACCAAAUUACUGUUUUAGUCAUUCCUCCUCUCACCCUCUCCUUUUGACCCCUUCCAUCUCCCUCAUUUCCUUAAAAAUUUGUGUUUUUCUUCUUCUUCUUUAUUUUGGAUUCGGAAUAAUGAAGUGUUUUCAUUUCUCGAACGGGGAAAGAAGGGAAGAUGAAGACGCCCCGGUUUCGAAGGUAUCCAGGGUAUCCUGGGCCAGGUCCUUGAGCGUGGCGUCCAGCAGUCUUGAUACAAGGCGGUCCGAGCUUAACUCAGACAGCUACUGCUACUCCUCUAGGGACUUGUCUGAUUCGGUUGGGCUCUUCGAGUUACUGAGUCAGAGAAGAGCUAAUGAUUUGCGAGUCUUCGGUUUCUCCGAACUCAAAUCUGCUACUAGGGGGUUCAGUAGAGGUUUGCUUAUUGGGGAGGGAGGUUUUGGCUGUGUUUAUAGAGGCGUCGUUAAAGUUCCAGCUGAUCAUGAAUCAGGUUCCAAGAUGGAUGUUGCUAUAAAACAGUUGAAUCGUCACGGUUUCCAGGGGCAUAGGGAAUGGAUUAAUGAAGUGAAUUUCUUGGGUGUGGUUAAGCAUCCAAAUCUUGUUAAAUUAGUGGGGUAUUGUGCUGAAGAUGAUGAAAGAGGGAUUCAAAGGCUUUUGGUUUAUGAGCUUAUGCAUAAUAAAAGCUUAGAAGACCAUUUAUUAGCGAGGGUAUUACCCAUAACUCUUCCGUGGAUGACAAGAUUAAAAAUUGCCCAAGAUGCAGCUCGAGGGUUGGCUUACCUUCAUGAAGAAAUGGACUUUCAGCUAAUAUUCCGAGAUUUUAAAGCGUCUAAUGUUCUACUAGACGAGGACUUCAAUGCAAAGCUCUCGGACUUCGGACUAGCUAGACAGGGACCUCCUGAAGGACUCGGUCAUGUUUCAACAUCAGUUGUGGGCACAGUGGGUUAUGCAGCCCCGGAGUAUGUUCAGACUGGCAGGCUUACUGCUAAGAGUGAUGUAUGGAGCUUUGGGGUGGUUAUGUAUGAGCUUAUAACAGGAAGGCGAGCAGUUGAGAGAAACCUACCUCGGGGUGAGCAAAAGCUCUUGGAAUGGGUAAAACCAUUUGUAUCUGAUUCAAAGAAGUUCCACCUUAUUGUAGACCCCCGACUGGAAGGACAGUGUUGCAUCAAAUCAGCUCAGAGACUAGCAGCCUUGGCAAACAGAUGUCUAGCAAAGCAGCCCAAGUCGCGCCCUAAAAUGAGUGAGGCGGUAGAGAUAUUGGGAAACAUAAUCAGUGAGACUUCAUCUCAAGAUGAAGGGAUCCCUGAACCUGUUUCUGAAAUUGAAGAGGUUAAGGAAGAGGCCACUGGGGAGAUGGGGGCCGAGUCUACCAAAUCGGGAAACAGUUACCGGAAAAAAGUUUUCAACAUCAGAGAAAUGGUCAACUUGAGAAAUAGAACCAGUGGGAAAUUAGAUUGGAGAAACUGGACACCACGAUUGGUUAGAACUUAACUUCGGGAUAAGAUUUCAGUUUCUACCAGUAAAUAGAAAUGCACAUCCUAGCUCCCUAGGAGAAUGGAAAAUGAAUGGGGGAUAAAUAACAAUGUGAAUAUUUCACAUGCAAUCCAAACAAUAGGAAGGGCAAUGAUCAUCUUUUUAUUUUUGCAAGAUGGCUGUAAAUAUAGGUUUGUCGUGCCUUCAAAGCUCGUGACAUGCAUGUGAUGUUGCAAGGCACAAAUUCACAUUCCUCUGAAGGAUGUAGUUUUUCCCAAAGAUGGAUAGUGAUAUCUGCUCCACUAUGAGGUUUCUAUUUUCCAUUUCCUUGGCUUUGCUUGUCUUCGCGUGUGAGAACUGAUCUGGGAUCCUCUGGCAGAGCUACUCUUGCGUAUUUUCUAGAGAGGCUCUAAAUGUGACUGCACUUUGCAGAAUUACUAUCUGGCUGAGUGGCCGGUUUCAUUCCUUCCGCACCAUCAAGCCCGCUUCUCCCCAGUCCCCAAGCUGGUCCGCUACCAUGUAUAAAAAAAACUUUUUCAAAAUUGCAGAUCAUUGUUGCUUGUCUCUUAAUUGUCGCAUCAUGCAUGACAUUUUCAUUUUAUCUCCCCAGAUAAACACACGUUUAUAUUAUUUCCCGAUAACUUGAUCAAAUACAUUAGCUUGAACCCA